AUGAGGCUGCCGCGGCUGUCAUUCCCGCGCCCAUCCUUACUUCAUACCGCUCCAUCACGGCCUGCCAGACCACUCCUCUUCCAAAUUGCAGCCUCUUCACUGAGGAGCUGCAGAACAAGAAGCUAUGCCUCGGUCUCGGCGGCCGCCCUCAAGUUCGGGCAGCCCGUCCACGAAACGCAUCCCCACAUACUCGGGCCCGGCCAGUUGACGCCAGGCAUCACCGCCGAGGAAUAUGCCAAUCGCAGAGCCCAUCUCGCGCGCGCCCUGCCCGACGGCGCCGUCGCCGUCCUGCCCGCCGCCGCCCUGCAGUACAAGUCGGGCGCCGUCUUCCACCCGUACCGACAAGAAUCCAACUUUUUCUGGCUGACAGGCUGGAACGAGGACGACGCCGUUGCCGUCAUCGAGAAGACGAGCCCCGAACGCGGUGACUACCUCUUCCACAUGUUUGUCAAGCGCAAGGACCCUCGCGAGGAGCAGUGGUCCGGCUACAGAAACGGCGUCGAUGCCGCCGAGGACGUCUUCAACGCCGACAAGGCGCUCCCGCUCGAGAGUGCCGCCACGGCCCUGCCCCGCAUCCUCGAGUCGGCCAAGCUCGUCUACGCCGACGCCAUGCCCGGCGUCCUCGCCGCCAAUGAUAGCUCGAGCCUCGCCGCCAAUAAAAUGCCCCUGUCGCCCGUCAUGAACAAGCUGCGCGUGGUCAAGAGCACGGCCGAGGUGGCCAACAUGCGCCGCGCCGGCCAGCUGUCCGGGCGCGCCAUCACCGAGGCCAUGAGGAGACCGUGGACCAGAGAAAAGGACCUGCACGCGUUCCUCGAUUACCAGUUCGUCGUCAACGGCUGCGAGGGCCCGGCCUACAUCCCCGUCGUGGCCGGCGGCGAGCGCGCCAACUGCAUCCACUACACCGUCAACAACGACGUCUUCCGCGACGGCGACUUCAUCCUCGUCGACGCCGGCGGCGAGUACGGCUCCUACAUCACCGACAUCUCGCGCACGUGGCCCGCUUCGGGCAGAUUCACCGCUGCCCAGCGCGACUUGUACGAGGCCGUCCUCCGCGUCCAGCGCACCAGCGUCUCCCUCUGCCGCGCCUCGGCCCGCAUGUCACUCGAGGACAUCCACGGCGUCACCGCCCGCGGUCUCGUCGACCAGCUUCAGGGCAUCGGCUUCGACGUCUCCAUGGCCAACCUCGGCCAGCUGUUCCCGCACCACGUCGGCCACUACAUCGGCCUCGACGUUCACGACUGCCCCGGCUACAGCCGCAGAGAGCUUCUGCAGGCCGGCCACUGCGUCACUAUUGAGCCGGGCGUCUACGUUCCCGACGACGAGCGCUGGCCAAGGCACUUUCGCGGCAUGGGCAUCCGCAUUGAGGACAGCGUAUGCGUCGACGACGAGUCGCCGUUCAUCCUGUCGACCGAGGCCGUCAAGGAGGUCGACGAUAUUGAAGCGCUGCGGCCUUGA
This is a messenger RNA of Hirsutella rhossiliensis, 1455 nucleotides long. Its product is annotated as metallopeptidase family m24 domain-containing protein. Gene Ontology annotation, molecular function: manganese ion binding; metalloaminopeptidase activity. The record is from RefSeq and is a predicted model, not a curated record. The transcript is spliced from 2 exons. Gene Ontology annotation, cellular component: mitochondrion. Lineage: Eukaryota; Fungi; Ascomycota; Sordariomycetes; Hypocreales; Ophiocordycipitaceae. Bases 1 to 1455 code for a protein of 484 amino acids.